AUGCCGACAAACACCACCACCAACGCAGCCGGUUUCCACCAAUGGAACUCCCCCAUUCCUUACCUCUUUUGUGGCCUGGGCCUCACGUUAGGACUUAUCGCUCUGGCAUUGGUGCUUCUUGCUUGCGCCUUUCGAAGGUCUCCCUCCAACUCAUCCACCCAAGAGGAAGAAAAACCAGUUAAGGAGGUGGAGAAGCAGACGGACAUGGAGCCGAGGUUCGUGGUGAUCAUGCCCGGAGAUGACAAACCCAAGUUCCUGGCGAAGCCUGCCGCCUCAGAUCGGCAAAGCGAGCAAGUUUGA
This is a messenger RNA of Vitis riparia (riverbank grape), 300 nucleotides long. RefSeq names its product protein GLUTAMINE DUMPER 1-like. Bases 1 to 300 code for a protein of 99 amino acids. The transcript has a single exon. The record is from RefSeq and is a predicted model, not a curated record. Gene Ontology annotation, biological process: regulation of amino acid export. Lineage: Eukaryota; Viridiplantae; Streptophyta; Magnoliopsida; Vitales; Vitaceae.